This is a messenger RNA of Echinostoma caproni, 1737 nucleotides long. NCBI's taxonomy places the organism in Eukaryota, Metazoa, Platyhelminthes, Trematoda, Plagiorchiida, Echinostomatidae. The record is from the annotation of a GenBank genome assembly.
AUGUUUAAUCUCGAACUAUUUAGUCCCAAGCCUAGUUCGAAAAAGCGAAAACGAGAUGAGACUGUGGGAGCGGAUGUACCGGAGAUUCCUGUGGUCGAUCCGUUUAAUGAAAUUGGGGACUUUGGGAAUUUACAAAUUCCCGAGCUCCUUUCCUUUCCGACGAUCAAUCCGGAUUUGGCAUCUGCGCAGAAUUUGACUUUCGGCGAGGAUUUUGCUCCUUCUGCAAUCGAAUUGUUAGAAGAGUCUGGUCUUGCCGUUGGGUGCACAACACAGGUGAAUGAUCAACCUGCGGUAAAGAAAAUCCCCGUUACAUCUGGCUCCCUGCGUUCAAUUGAUGUUACGGAAGCAACGCAUGAACUACCGAAGAAGCGUCGAAAGACGGAGGAUGAAACACGGCCCUGCGAAACUGUUUCGCUCACCUUGCCUGAUCUUGAACAAACGAACCAGGAACAAGCACAACAGAACGUUGAGUCGCAUGUGUGUCAAGUUGUCGAACAGGAACUACUUACACCCUUCGAUGUUCCUGUAACCAAGGCAAAUGAACUCGGUGACACAAUACUUGCAAACAUUGUGCACACUACCGCACAAGAAAAUCACGUUAAUCCGGAAGUUGUGACGCAAGUGGCGGUUGCAGGGGCUGAGCCAGUUGCCUUAGAUGUGCCUACUGGAUCCAACUAUGCAGUUCCCUUGGAAGAAGCUCCAUUGCCACCGGAGCCUUAUACCAUUCCAUCGAACCAGUUGAAUGCACCAUGCGCCGCUCCACCAGAGCAUGUGCGCCGAGUUCGUCGAACGGCUGCUCACUCGAAACUUGUGGUGGAUCAGGAAUUGCGCUUGACUGUGAACCAGCUGCGUUGGAAUAUGGAACACAGCGAGGACACCAUGGUACCAUUGGAAUCUCUGUUGGCUGAACCUGCUAGUCGGACGAAAACGCGUUACUUGCUUUCACGUUGUGUUCCCCGGUUGUUAGCCCUGCCGGCGAAUUUGGAGACCGCAUUAAGUAUAAGGUUGUGUGAGCUUUGGUGUCGACAUCGUCGUAUGGGUGAGGAUGCGUGCGGGUUGGAGGCAGACGCCCUCAUUACUAAUGAUAAGGAAAACUUGGCCCAACCUCAGUCGGAUACGCGCAUCACAGAGGAGACGAUGGAGGCCUCGAUUGAAUUGCAAAGGGCCGGUCAAACAACCAUUUCAUUGCCGCACUCGGUUUCGUUGUUGGGCGCCAGUGACAUGGUGAUGGAUCUUACUGUGAAUCAGGCUGCUAAUGUGGCGGAUUCGAAUGUAUCUCUCACUACCCCACUUCCGGACCGCCCGGCAUUGCCCGAAGAACCGAGUGCACGUCAAGAUGGGCUAGUAGAUGCACCCACCGGGACAACGGGCGUAGAACAAACAGGGCCAAAUCUCACGGAAACUAUACCAACUCAGGUCGAUCUGACCGUGCUUGGCCCACUUCCUGAAGAAAAAGAUGAAAAUCUUCUAGUCAGUCGAGAACCUAUAAAUAGUGCAUUCGUCACGGAUGCAGGUGCGGUAAACUAUCUAAAUUCGGACGAGGUAUGGAGAGCGAUAAAAUCCCAUCUUGAUGCCGAGUCCGGUGAUUUGACUCUGGAACAGCUGUGUCCUCGAAACUCCAGUCGCCGUGUGGCGGCACUGACUUUCGCUACAGUUCUUCAAUUGGCUAAAAAACGACGUAUCAAUGUAUCCCAGUCCGAGCCGUACGCACCUAUCCACAUUGCACUGGCAACGUGA